UGUUAGUGAAAAUUGUAAAAUGGCGGACCAAAGUUUGGUGAGCUAGUGCUUUCGAAUUUAAUACGAAUUAUGUUGAAAAAACACGUACAUUUUGAUAAAAAUAUAUCGUAAAUAGAAACCGGAAAAUUUGAACGAAAUUUUGUGAAGUUUUGAGAUAAAAAACUAGUAUCGCAUCUGAGGAUUCGAGUGUUUUGUACCUAUGAAUAGACGUUGUCCUCGUCUUAUGUAGCCAUAUUUAUGAGAUUUAUAUUAAUAAUCCUUUCGAAACCCGAUUUUUCAAAUGAGAAAUGGGAUGGCAACGCGACUUGAAGUGACCCCCCUUCUGUGGAGCGAUGGAUCCCGGGCCAUGGUACGCUUCGUAUAACCGGCUGGCAAGCGUGCAGGCGGCGGGAUCGGGAGGCGGCAGCGAGCUGCACCACCACCUAGCCGCCGCGGCGACGACCACGGCCCCCGGAGCGCCGCCCACCACAACCGCCCAGCUGCUCCCGGGCGGCUUUCUCUCCCCGCCGCCCGUCGGAUAUGAGUCCGUCUUCACGCCGCUCUUCCACCAUGCCGCCACAGCCGUCGGGGGCGGCGCCAAACCGGCCGCGCACUAUGUCACUCAGGUCACGCAGCAGCGUGCGCAGGCACUCGCGCAGGCCGCUGCAGGCGGCGGCAGCGGUAAGCAGUCGUCUUCCGAAGGCGGCGAGUUCCAUCCGCAGCAGGCGUUCUUUGAGCAAGGCGCCGCGAAUGCCGCUUGGCAGCAGAACAGCCCGUUCGGCAUUCUGCCGCACGAGAGUGUCGUAGCAGCGUCUGCAACGUCGAGCAAGAACUAUGAAAACUUCAACGCUCACUUCGCUGCUGCGCAGAACCUCAAUAACCACCUCAAUGCGCAGAAGACGGCCUCUGCAAGUAGGGCGCAGAGCCCCCAAGUCUCGACUGCAGCAUCAUCUACUAAGGCCAACUCCACCACUUUCUAUCAGGUGCCGUCUAGUGUUCCUCCGGAGAAUAGCCCCAACAGCAGCAGCAAAACUUUCCCAUCGUCCAACUCCUCAAACAUCCAACAAUCAUGCAUAGUCUCCUCGCCGUCAACAACUGUUUCGAAAGAGUACAGGGUACCCCAACCGCCCGGACGCUCCGCUUACUUGGGCUCUCCAAACCCCUCGCGGGGCUCUAUCGAAAAGUCUUUUGCCUCGACCUCCGGCAAGCAGCAGCAGCAACAAGCACCCUCGCAGCAGAUCCAGACUAAGGCGCAGACGAAGAUCUACUCAGAGCUCAGCAGCCAGCAGGAGAGGCAACGAGCUGCCAACGAAGACAAUCAGCAGCAGCAGCAGAGCCAAUCGUCGCCCAUUAGUUUUUCCAUCAUGGAUGCCCCCGGUAGGCUGAAUUACUCGGGCAGCAAUUCUUCAGGAAAGAGGCCGCCGCAGUUCCAACACAACUACAGGCACUACCAGCAACAACAGCAAGCGGGGGCCUCGAAUUCAGAGGAGUUUCAAAGGCCGAAGAGCGGGUCUGAUUACAACGGUUCCAAUGGGCCGGACUGCGGCGUUGUCGUUCCGAGAAGGCCUAGUCCCCUUCAAGCACAUUCCCAGGCGUCUCCUUUGGGCCACGCUCAAAGUCCGGCUUACCCCAUGUACCACAGCCCGAUGAACUCGAUUUCGUCUCCGCAGCAGAGUUCGAGCAAUCAGGUGGCGCCUCCGUCGCCCCUCGACGUGUCCGUGCCCCGGCCCAGUUCGCAGACCGGCACCGUCGCCUACCCUUCUGUCAUCACGAGAGCCCUGAACCCAGAAAAGACCUUCCCGGAGCGCUACGAGCGCCCCAACCACGCCAACCAGUCCAACCAGAAUUGUUGGGACGAGAGGCAGCAGCAACAGCAGGGCCAGCAGCAGCGCAAACAGCAAUUCCAGAACGGCCCUCCCUACAAUUCGGGGGCCGGCGACAUGGGCAGGAACGAAUCGGCGGCGCAACAGCGAAUAGUGAUAGGAGUGGGGGAGAGGCAACAGACUUACUUUGAUUCGAGCAGCGGACACCAGGUAACACUUCAAGACUUAUCCAGCUGUAGAGGUGACCCUAUGAGCAUUGUCAAAAAUUUACAGCAGCAACAGCAGAGCUGCCAAGUGCAGCAGAACGAAAUUAAGGCGGAAGUCAAGCCCCCGCCCAUUAAGAGGAGGAAAAGUAACGAUAAGCCCCCCGUACCAGAGUUGCACAAUUUGCCCAGUCGAAUCCCCCCACCAGCCCACAGCUCGGGUGCGAAUCAACCCCAGCAGAAUGGCGCAUACUUCGAUUUUGAUCGAUGGAAUCUUCCGCCGCCCACUUCCAAAAUAUUCGCGGCGCAGGGUUUACACCAGCAGCACCAGGGCCUCAUGGUGCCGCAUCCACACGGCCAUCAUCCGCCGCCUCCCUUGCCGUACUUUGCUCCUUUCCACCUCCCGCCACACCCGUCAGAGUACCCCUCUUCCGUCGAGCUAACCCCCUUGGCUAACUAUGGCGAACAGUCGCCCCAGCCACCGGGGCAGUAUCAGCACCAGCAGCAACCGCCGCAGCCCGAGGAACACCCCAAGGUUGUGGUGCCCAACAUCGAAGAAGAGCUGAAUUUUCUGUCGCAAGAUACGACCAGAUCGAACCACCAAGCACAGCCCGGAGGAGGGCAAAACCACCGGAAGUCCGUGCAAUCGGCUACCGCGGCAUCACCCCUGGUGAAACCUCCGGAGAAACAGGCCGGUGGCGCCAGCUCGGGUUUCAUGAGCAGCUACUUGAAAUUCCUGCAAGGGGAGAGGGACACCUCGCCGCCGCCUCCGGUCAGAGGGGGCGGCAGGAAGCAGCCGUGGCCGAAGGUGCCGACGAAGAACAUGGAUGAAAAACCGCCCGAGAGCAACGGUAUGCUGCCGACCCCAGCGCCGCCCCCGCCGGUCGUGUUGCCACCGCCGCCGAUACCGACCCCGGUGAUGAGGCUGUCGCAGGGCGAUCCGCAGGACGACCCGCGGUAUUUCCCGCUGCCGAAGGAGAGGAAGCGAAACAGUUUCGACAGCUCCGAUGAUGGUUUCAGUUCGGACGACGACUUUUUCGGGCACCGAAAACACCCGGCAUCGGCUACUGCGGUGGUCAAGACAGAGCCAAAAGAUAAAGAAAAAGAGAAGGAGCAACGCGAGAAGGAGAGGGAGAAGAAGAAGGAAAAGGCGAAGGCUGCCAAGGCGGGGGCGGCGGCAGAGAAGAAGAAAAUGAAACUCGAGAAGCCGCCGAAGCCGGAGAAGGAGAAAAAACACAAGGAGAAGAAGGAGAAAAGCGGCAAGGAGAAGAACAAAGAGGGCAAGAAGCAGAAGCAGCAGCAUGCGGCGGCAGAGAACAUGGAAAUUUUGUAUUACCCCUCAUUUAUAUUCCUCGCUUUCCACUAUUCUCGAACAUCUCGGAUAAAAAACUCUAAUUCUGUUUCAGGCGGCAUGAAGUCCAAGAAGAGCAUGAAAAAUUUGAUAUCGGCGGCAGCGCAAGAGGCAGGAAUCGGCGAUAUGUACGCCGAUCCACUGCCUCACAAAAAGAAGUCGAACCGAAGCAAACAGAACAUUCCACCGACGUUAGAAGACAACAUAGCAGCUUCGUUACAUAACAGUAUUCCUCAGAUAAAUGACGACGGUCCUUUGAAGCCAGGAGAGUUUGUCGCCAUCAAGUCGGACCUGAAGCUGGAUUGGCCGCCUAUUUGGAGGGUGGACGGGAAGACGUUGCUCCAGAAGUACGAACCGUUUGAACAAAACGGUAUCACGCUGUACAGAAACAUAUCUACAUAUACUUCAUGGACGCCGGAAAGUAAAAAGCAAUACACUUCAGUGCCAGUAAAAUACAGGUCGCAAGGUCAACUGGAGACCAUCGUAGAGUUCCUCAAACACGAAAUGACUAUAAUAGAUUACGAAUACCAGGAACAGUUGAUAAAGCAGUUCGAAUCCUACCAAGACAACUUUGAGGUGUACAUUCAGACGCUCAUCUCGCAAGCUCUCGAUAGCAACUUCCUGAUGGAAAUCUUCCAAGAGAAAGGUAAGUCGGACGUAUUUCACUACAGUUUCACUCUAAAUAAUACAAAUCAUCUAAAAGAACAAUUCGUUCAGGCCAGUCUCANUAUAGAAUUCAUAGUACGCUUCAACGUCAUCAAGGAGGUUAGCGCUUCCGACUCGCUGGCGAAGACGUGCGCUGCCUGCUGCCGCAUCGGAGUCGCUGUGCGAGUUCUCAUGUACGGCCAGCCGUACAACUCGACUACCCUCGAGGGCUGUCAGCCGGAUCCUAAUGCCAUAAAUGAAAAGGAUUUCUUGAUGUGUAGGAUAUGUGCAACUCACGUAGAACUCCUGAGCAAAGUGACGCAUCAAAAGUAUCUUAUGUAUAUAGAAUGUGCGAAACGUGUUAGUGAAAAACGGACUACUGAUACAACUAAAGAUACAACGUGUAUAUUAAAUGAAUUGUUGGCCGAUGAGAGUUGGCUGAAUCAGUUGUUCGUAGAAGUGCGAACGUCUUGGGCCGAGAUAGACAGUAUAGAACACAGUUUGAAUACGAAAAAUUCAGUGCGGUCACAGUGAUUAUUAUAAAAUGUUAUGAGUUUAAUUUCUUUUUUUUUUUAGUUAUGACGAAUAAUUUAAAUCAAAAUUGUGUACAUUCAAUGAGAGAGUUUAUAUGAAAUAAUAUGAAAAAUGUAAUUAAGAUAGAUUAGCAAUCAAUAUGCAUAUAUAUUGACUAAGUACGUAAUCUGUUUUAUAUAUUAUGGUGAUUACCAUGUCAUGCUGUGCAUUUUUUAAUUUCCGUGCUCUGAUGUUUUUUUAAAAAGUGAUAUUGUUAUAAUUUUGUAAAUUUUCAGCAUUGGUUAUUUAUAACGAGCACACACUCAUUAAUAAAAUGAUUAUCAUUUGUAAAA
Molecule: messenger RNA, 4867 nt
Organism: Leptinotarsa decemlineata (Colorado potato beetle)
Lineage: Eukaryota; Metazoa; Arthropoda; Insecta; Coleoptera; Chrysomelidae
Cellular component (GO): nucleus
Source: RefSeq, a predicted model, not a curated record